Oryzias melastigma (Indian medaka) is the source of this 2937-nucleotide messenger RNA. RefSeq names its product molybdenum cofactor synthesis 1 (gene mocs1). Lineage: Eukaryota; Metazoa; Chordata; Actinopteri; Beloniformes; Adrianichthyidae. Bases 222 to 2495 code for a protein of 757 amino acids. The record is from RefSeq and is a predicted model, not a curated record. Gene Ontology annotation, molecular function: GTP 3',8'-cyclase activity; metal ion binding; 4 iron, 4 sulfur cluster binding. The transcript has 11 exons. Gene Ontology annotation, biological process: Mo-molybdopterin cofactor biosynthetic process.
CCUAUUUUAUGGCUGACAACUAGUGACAGUGACAACAACUUCCUAUUUUGAACACGGAAGUAGGGGGCUUGCUCAGUCCAGGUAUUCUUAUAAACAGUCAAUGUUUGGAACACGGAAGGGGGGUUGCUCUGUCCAGUUUUUUUUAUACAGUCAAUGCUAUAGAGCAACUGACGGGCAGAUAGGAAGACGGACAGUGGCACUUUGAGUUACAAUUAGCUACAAUGGCUAACUGUAUACACGGGAGCUUGGGUUUACUAAGCAAGCAGUGUAGGUUUCGACAGUUCAGACAGUUCUUUGGUCAGAGCGUAAACGGUGGCGUACGGCGGAUGUAUUCCAGCGCUAACCAUAAGAAAAAUCAACUACAAGAGUCGACUUUAACUCAUUCGAACUUUUCGGCUUAUCUUAAAUCCACACAAAGAAAGGCGACCAAAACCAUUCCAGAGGGAGUUAAAGCCGGACUGGGGGACAGCCUGAGAAAUGAGGACAUUCAGCCCUUUUCAACCGUUUUAACUGACAGCUUUGGUCGCCACCAUAACUACCUGCGCAUUUCCUUAACUGAGAAAUGCAAUCUUCGUUGUCAGUACUGUAUGCCAGAAAAAGGGGUCAAGCUCACACCACGGAGCCAGUUGCUUUCCACUUCUGAGGUGCUGACCAUCGCUCGACUCUUUGUUCAAGAAGGGGUGGACAAAAUUCGCCUCACUGGAGGGGAGCCUCUAAUCAGACCUGAUCUACUGGAUAUCAUCAUUGAACUAAGGAAACUGAAUGGUCUAAAAACUAUUGCAGUAACAACUAAUGGAAUUCAUUUGGCUAAACCAUUAUCAAGACUGAAAGAAGCUGGUCUGGACCUUAUUAACAUCAGCCUUGACUCCCUGGUUCCGGCAAAGUUUGAGUUCAUCGUCAGACGCAGAGGGUUCCACAAAGUGAUGGAAGGCAUUGAUAAAGCCAUUGAACUGGGCUUCACUCCUGUUAAGAUCAACUGUGUUGUCAUGCGAGGUCUAAACGAAGAUGAGCUGCUAGAUUUUGUCAGGCUCACAGAGAAAAAACCACUGGAAGUGCGAUUCAUUGAGUACAUGCCAUUUGAUGGUAACAAGUGGAACUUCAAGAAGAUGGUAAGUUACCAGGAGAUACUGGAUCACAUAAAGCAGCAGUGGCCCAACCUGGAAAUGAUUCAAACUGGAUGCGCAAAUACUGCAAAGAUGUUUAAAGUACCAGGCUUUGAAGGUCAUCUGGGCUUCAUUACCUCCAUGUCAGAACAUUUUUGUGGCUCCUGCAAUCGUUUGCGAAUCACUGCUGAUGGAAACCUGAAGGUAUGUUUGUUUGGAAACUCUGAAUUCUCUCUCAGAGACGCACUGCGCUCUGGAGCAUCUGAUGAGGAGUUGCUGCAAGUGAUUGGUGCUGCUGUGGGCAGGAAGAAGAAAGAGCAUGCAGGCAUGUUCAAAAUCUCCCAGAUGAUGAACCGACCAAUGAUCCUUAUUGUAACAUCCAAAAGGUUGCUGCCACUGGCCCAGCGCACUGAGAAAUCUCUCCUCAAUCUUUUCCAUUGUAAAAAUGACACAUUUCUGUUCGUGUCAGCUCCCCCCUCUCAUGUAUGCUACUUGGUCAGGGGAGAAAAUCUUAGUAAAGAGGCCUUUUUCCCCCUUCCUGACUGUAGUACUUUAAUUCAUCCAGCCCUUGAGAUCUGUUCAAUAACCUGUAGGAGUGGAAGAUCUGAUCCAUUUUUGAGAGAAGAAAACCUCACCAUGACUAACAGUCUCUGCAGUGAAUCAUCUAACUCCUUCCAGUUUGGUCCUGGUGUCAUUUCCACUGACUGUCACUCUAAGACUAAAAGAGUUAAGACCAAUGCAAAUAAACUGAACUGCUGCUUACUCAGGAACUUAGGACUCCCCAUCUCUCACACAAUCCUAAUGACUGCCAAACUCAAUUUUACACACUACAGGGUAAGAUUGUUGCACAAUCAAAGCUUCAAGAGGGGAAAUGAGACUCCGAACCCUCACCGUGAGGCUGAAACUAAUUUAACACACACAGAUGCUCAAGGCCGAGCUUGCAUGGUGGAUGUUGGGGGGAAAACACCAACAUGUCGAACAGCCACAGCCUGUGCCACAGUUUUAUUGGGCCCGACUGCUUUCCGCUUACUUCAAGACAACCAGCUGGUUAAAGGAGAUGCCCUGACUGUGGCACAGCUGGCAGGCAUCAUGGCUUCAAAACAAACAUCCACACUUAUCCCACUUUGUCACCCUCUUUCUUUGGACCAUGUUUCUGUCACUUUUGAACUUGAUGGGCUUAACAAUGCUGCCAUCAUCACAGCAACAUGUUUGACAACAAGUAAAACAGGUGUGGAGAUGGAGGCGCUGACCUCUGUGUCUGUGGCAGCACUAACUGUGUAUGACAUGUGCAAAGCAGUAACACAUGAUAUUGUCAUCACAGAUAUAAAGCUGGUUAGUAAAACAGGGGGGAAGAUGGAUUUCCGUAGAAGAAUUCAAGGAACCUUAAACUAAUACAUUUUUUUUGUAAUGGAAUUUGCAUUUUUUUGUGUUUAAGUGUCAUGUUUAAGAUUUAAUUUGGCUUUAAUAACCAAUUCUUCAGCAGUUUUUUUUAUUAUGUUAAGAAUCAUGUGUUAAGAAUUUCCUAAGAAACCCUUAGGUAACACAUUGUUGUACAUUUUGAUGUUUUCUCUUAAUGUCUCUUAGUAGUCAUGUUAUUAUUAUACGCACCCUCCUUUGUUUUCCUUCUGCACCUUCUUAUUUUUACCUGUGUUUUCUUCUUGAAAAACAAGGGCUGAGCUACAGGGGGCAAAAAACUUUUCCUCCCCACUUGCCUUUCCAAUUUUUGAGUCACUUUUAUUUUGAUUUUUGACAAAGAAUAAGAAAUCUUCUUUAGGCUAUAGUAAAAGCACUUUGUUUUGUUAUAAAUAACAAUAAUAAAACUCUUCAAAAUACA